This is a messenger RNA of Plodia interpunctella (Indianmeal moth), 2033 nucleotides long. Its product is annotated as facilitated trehalose transporter Tret1-like. The transcript is spliced from 8 exons. Bases 102 to 1517 code for a protein of 471 amino acids. Gene Ontology annotation, molecular function: transmembrane transporter activity. Gene Ontology annotation, cellular component: membrane. Lineage: Eukaryota; Metazoa; Arthropoda; Insecta; Lepidoptera; Pyralidae. Gene Ontology annotation, biological process: transmembrane transport. The record is from RefSeq and is a predicted model, not a curated record.
UACACACAUCUCAGUUUCGUAGAAUACACGCGGGAUUUGAACGCGUCAGUGCAAAUUCAAAAAAUUGUGGUGAAAAAGUUUUGUGAAAAAUUUAAGUGAAAAUGAGCAUUUGUAUGCAAAUAUGUGGAGCCACAAUAGUGUGCUUUCUCAGCCUUACUAUGGGAAUUGUUUUUACCUGGCCUUCCUCAUCACUAAUGCUGCUCAGAUCCAAGGAAACAGUCCUGGACAGACCGAUGACUGAUGCAGAGGCAGCACUACUAGGAAGUAUAUCAAGUAUCAGUGCGUUAAUCAGCUGUCCUAUGGUGGGGUUCUUCUUGGACAGAGUGGGACGAAAAUAUUGUGCUAUCAUAUCAUCUUCUACGUCUUUGAUAACCUGGAUAAUGAUCGCCUUCACCACGAAAGUCGAAAUGGUAUUGGCGGCCAUAUUUAUUUCUGGCCUCAGCUGUGCUGCUUUCCUAAUAGUUCCAAUUUUCGUCAGCGAAUUCUGCCAAGACUCCAUUCGAGGGGCAAUGACGUCGGGGUCCAUGGUAUUCUCUGGCAUCGGAAUGCUAGUCUCCUAUCUGUUGGGAGGAUUGUUAGACUACUACACGAUGGCUUAUGUGUGUCUGGUACUUUCUUUCUCCAGCGUACUGCUUUUGUUUUGGUUGAGAGAGUCUCCAUUGUAUCUCAUGAAAGUUGGAAGGGAAAAUGAUGCCGUCAAAUCAGUAGCCUUCUACAGAAGUGCAAAACCAAAUUCUAAAGAGGUUUUGCAAGAAAUGGAUAACAUUCGACGGGCUCUCAGCUUCGGACCAGACACUGGAACUACUGAAGAAGAAGAAACGUUAAAGACGAUCAAGAAACAAGAUAUUUCAGCGUGGGAAUUCUUCAAGCGCUCUAGUUCAACACGCCGCGCCUUCUACAUCACCCUGAUCCUCAUGACGGCAUCCAUCUUCCAAGGCAUAGUGGUGGUCCAGGUGUACGCAGGGCCCUUGUUCGAACAAGUCAUACCAGAAAUGUCGACUACGCUUGCUAGUGUCCUCUUUGCAGUCAUCUGCGUAGUCGCUGGGUUCAUUGCUGCUUAUCUUACUGAUCUCAUUGGAAGAAGGCCUCUCAUCAUAUACUCGUCCUUUGCUGCCGGCGUCUGCUGCAUCCUCUGCGGCACGCAAAUUCAGUUCAACUGGGGCCCUAACUGGGUAACGCCGGUGGUCAUAUACUCAUUCACCAUGUUCUACACCUUCGGCGCUGGGACUGUGCCUUUCGUAUUGAUCGCUGAGAUUUUUUUACCAGAGGUGAAAAGUUACAUCAACAUGUUCUCCGUCGAGUGGUUAUGCCUCUGCAACUUCCUCAUUCUAGUCAUCUUCGAUCCCUUGACCAACCUUAUCGGUCUCGGCUGCGUGUUCUACCUCUUCUCCAGCAUCUGUGUCAUCACUGGAAUCUUCAGCUUCUUCUUCGUACCCGAAACUAAAGGGUUGCCUGUAGAUGAAAUACAAAUUCUUUUUUCGCCGAAGAAAAAAAUCGAUGAAUUUAGUAUGUCUUAGUAUAAAGGUUUAGGUAUAGUCUGAACUCUAUCCGAGCGAACUCCAAAGGAUUUUAAGUAAACAAUUACUUGAAUUCCUUACAAUGAAAAAAGAAUAUGUACACUUCAGUUUCAGCGAAAAGAACAAUUAUUGAAUGAAAACGAAUUAAUUCGAAAGUCUUUUCGCGCUCCAAGAGAACAUAAAGGCUUGUGAUUAUGUUUUAUUUAGAAAUAUAUAUAGCUUUGUUCAACAUACACAAAGCCAAUAAACUUAAACUAAUAUUGUUGAUAGUGAAUAUUAUUAUUUCAGGAUUUUUUUUGUUUUCUACUUCGUGGUACUUAAUGGAGUCUUGGCCUAUUGUGACAUUGUGAUAAAGUUCUUGGUAGAUCUUAAACUCAAGGACAAAAUCGGUAAUAUCGGUAUUUAUUCUGUUUCCUAAGCUAGCCUAAGUAAGAUUAAUUAUUAAUGAAUGCGAAUAAUGUAAGAAUAUAUGUUUACAGAAGGAAAAAUGCCAAAUAUACUUAUUAUUUUUUAAAC